This is a messenger RNA of Prorocentrum cordatum, 507 nucleotides long. The record is from the annotation of a GenBank genome assembly. NCBI's taxonomy places the organism in Eukaryota, Dinophyceae, Prorocentrales, Prorocentraceae.
GGGAAGAGGGGGUUGGAAGCGGAGCUUCCUGGGACCACCUGCGCCCAGAGGACUGGUGGGAUUAGAUUCGUUGUCGACGCGGGGGACGUGCUCCCUUCUGGCCCAAGGUCAGGGGCAGCGUUUGAGCGGGCCGCCCCCGGGAACCUGCUCGCCCCGGCACCGUCUACAGCCAGGGAGCCGGCGCAGGCCACCAUGGCCUCCUCGAUGCCCAGCGGCUCCCGCGGCUGCUCCGCCGCGGCCGCCUCAGCCGUGUGGCAGUGGCCGGAGUGGGCCAUCGAGUGCAAGGCGACGUUCCUCCACGUGGUGACCGAGGUCGAGGCGCGCUGGCGGCGGGAGCGGCUGCCGCGCUCCAGGUCCGCCCCCGUGGUCCUGCGGGGCGGCGGCCUGGGGCCUGCGCAGGCGCAGGCGCAGCGCUCCCGGACGCAGCGCAGGAGGCAGCAGAGGGUGGCGGGGAAGAAACGGAGGCGCGGGGAGGCCGUGGCAGCCGCCGCCGGGCGGCCGCCCUGA